This is a messenger RNA of Phycodurus eques (leafy seadragon), 3243 nucleotides long. It is a transcript of the gene elk3, whose product is annotated as ETS transcription factor ELK3. The record is from RefSeq and is a predicted model, not a curated record. The transcript is spliced from 9 exons. Gene Ontology annotation, biological process: regulation of transcription by RNA polymerase II; cell differentiation. The coding region runs from base 857 to 1960 and encodes 367 amino acids. Gene Ontology annotation, molecular function: DNA-binding transcription factor activity, RNA polymerase II-specific; sequence-specific DNA binding. Gene Ontology annotation, cellular component: nucleus. NCBI's taxonomy places the organism in Eukaryota, Metazoa, Chordata, Actinopteri, Syngnathiformes, Syngnathidae.
UCAAAUCUUUUGUCACUAUUUGUGACGAAUAACAAAUUGUACGGGUGUGCAAUACCCCACCUCUUGCCCAAAUUCAACCUUUGGAAACGCCGCUUCAGUGUGGGUCAGUUGUCAUUCAAAGCAAUUCAUCACGGUCGGUGAGGGCGCGGCUUCAGUCGUGGCGACAGCGCUUCCUGGGCGACGGCGGCGACUCCAGAGAGAAGGCGGUCGGAGAGACGGGACGGGAUUCGGGGAUGUACUCCGUCUGGUAUUUGUCAAUGUCCCGCAACGCUGCUCACCGCUGUCGAAGGCCUUGGUGGUUCCCUUCAGCACCUCCAGGGUGAGCGCGGCGAUGAUGUCCGCCUGGCGGGCGAUGGCCUGGGCUCGCUCCACGGCCUCCGCCCCCAGCGAGGUGAUCAUCUGGGUGCCGUUGAUCAGAGCCAGGCCCUGCCGGGAGCAGACGGAACAUAGGGCACCACGAUGGGAGUUCAGGGGCUGUCGGAUUUCCCCCCCUCCUCUCGCUCUCUCUCUCUCUAUCUCUCUCUCGCUCGUUGGUUCGCCAUGUGUGCCGACUGGCGUCCGUCAGCGGGAAGGCAGCAGAGGCGAAGAGGAGGGGAGGAAAAGUGUGUUUACACAGACGCCAGAGCGCCUGGGGAAUCGUCGGCGAGAGGAAGUGAGCCGCCGGCUCUGCGUCUGCCUGCUCCGUCCGACUUCCUGCUCGGAGAAAGAAAAAGCACAGGAUCCGAUUUCAGGCCGAGCACAAGCCGCGUAGCAAGCAUGGAAAAACAAGCACUUUCUCCGGCGGCGACGGCGACGGAGGCGGCGUCGCGCUAAAGUUCCUCGGCGGGGAAGAAAGGCCACGGAAGUGAUCGCAGCUAUGGACAGCGCCAUCACCCUGUGGCAGUUCCUGCUGCAGCUGCUGCUGGACCAGAGCCACAAGCACCUCAUCUGCUGGACGUCCACGGACGGAGAGUUCAAGCUGCUCAAGUCCGAGGAGGUGGCCAAGCUGUGGGGGCUGCGCAAGAACAAGACCAACAUGAACUACGACAAACUCAGCCGGGCCCUGCGAUACUACUACGACAAGAACAUCAUCAAGAAGGUGAUCGGCCAGAAGUUCGUCUACAAGUUUGUCUCCUUCCCCGAGAUCCUCAAGAUGGACCCCCAGAUGGUGGAGAUGGGCUUAGCUUCCGGAAGGUUCCCCCCACUCCAGGAAGGCGAGGCCCCCGCGCCGGACGUGGACGAGGAGGAGGCGGAGGAGGCGGAGGAAGAGGCAGAGGAGUCCCUGAGGAGGGCGCGCGCGGUCGCCCUGGGGGCGCAGCAGAGCCGGAACGACUACCUGCGCUCGGGCCUGUACUCGUCCUUCAGCGUGGCCUCGCUCCAGAACCAGCCCGAGCUGCUCAGAGUUCUUCGGGAGGAGCCGCGGUCCGUCAUCCGCUUCGGCGCCAACGACGCCAAAGCAGAGGCCUACGUCUCCCCCGGGCCGCCCGCCCGAAGCCGGAGCAACGAGGAUGGAGACGAGGGGGAGGAGCGUGAGGGGGACUUCUCGGAGCAGAGCGCCCAGCCCCUCAACCUCUCGUCCGGGCACAGGGAGCGGGCCCUGCGGCCUCCUCCCGAAAAGAGGAGCGGCGGCGGAGGAAGAAGCUCCGCCUCCUCCUCGUCUUCCUCGUCGUCCAGUAGUUGUAGUCGAGGAGACGGACUCCCGGCCAGAAGCAAAAAGCCCAAAGCUCUGGACAUCUCGGCCCCGUCCCUGCUGCUGGCGGGCAGCGACAUCGGCUCCAUCGCGCUCAACAGCCCGGCGCUGCCGUCCGGCUCGCUCACCACCGCUUUCUUCGCGGCGCAGACUCCCUCCGGUCUGCUGCUGGCGCACAGUCCGCUCUUGUCCGGCAUCCACUUGUGGAGCAGCCUCAGCCCCGUGGCCCCGCUCAGCCCCGCCCGGCGGCAGGGCCACGCCUCCUUGUUCCAGGGCCGCCUGAAUCACUAGCGGUGGCCAUGGAACGUCAACAGCGAGAUUCACAACAUUUCCAAAGACGUCCGCAUGUGUGCCUUUCUGUGACUCUUCCAGUCUCUCUCUGUUGCAACCUACCGAUGACACUAGAAGCUCAGUGGCCACGUCCCUCGAAGAACAACCUGCUUGAAGCCUCGCCGUCACGUCCAAGUGGACAUCUUUGCAAAUGUUGUGAAUUUUGCCGCUCAGUACUAAAAACCAACAGUUUGGACGUGUGCAUUCAGAAGUUAGAAAAAGGUCAAAUAAAGUUGACCUGUGACGGUUAUAGCGCAGUUUCAGUCCAUUCUGAAAUUUCACCCCCUAUCCCAAACAUUUUGUGAGUUGUCUCACCGGAGUAAAGUUUGGUGCAACUUUAGGCGCGCAUCCGCAGGAAUUAGAAAUGAAAUGGCCCAACAUUAGGGGAAUUUGAAUAUAUCAAUGGCAUCGCACAUCACAUCAAGCACGCCGACUGCAAGCAGGGGAGCGAAAGAAUUUUCAAGAUGUUUUUGCUGCUGCAACAGACGAGCACAGUUUUGCGGCUAAUCAGACUUAGCGAGCGGGACAGGCGGCGGCGGGUGGUGUGUCCGGUUUCAGCACUGUAGCGCGGGAGAGGAAAUCCUGUGAAUACUUCCUGUUUGAACCCAGGGGAGCCAACCAGCCUGAACGGGGCGAACCGGUUUUGAGAGCGGAUUCUCCUGUGGUGGGCCGUGCAUGUGCUCCUCUCUCCUUUAGAGGGGACUCACCCGACUCGAUCCACCGAUACUUUAACAAAAAAUGCAAUACGACAGUACAAGCACGCCACUGCGCCACGUACGUCUUUUUUUCUUUACAAUCAAUAUUUACCUAAAAACAACAACAGAAAAGGAUUAAAAUGCAUCACGCUCCCCCGAGAUGCUGACUAUUGAAAGUAGUGUUGUGGAUACUAUUAUUAUUAUUCUAGAACUAUUAGCAUUUGGGCUGUAAAUGUCGUGGAGUGCGUUGGCAAAAGAGCGGAGGUGCGAGGGGACAGAGACGAACGGGAAGAGGCGGCACAAUGAAGAAAUAACAGGAAGCCCGAGCUGUGACAAUGCGGUCGCUUCCUCAGCGGAAAGCGAGCCUUUCGCAGAGCUUCCGCCCCCCGGCCCACCACCACCACCACCACCUCCUCCUCCUCCUCCCUAACUCUGGUCCCACCUUUCUCUUCCUCCACAGUUCCCCAGCCUAAUCAACGGACACAUGCCUGUCCCCCUGCCAAGCCUGGAAGGAACCCCCUCCUCCUCCUCGUCCUCCGGUGCCCACAA